This is a messenger RNA of Emericellopsis atlantica, 801 nucleotides long. RefSeq names its product NYN domain-containing protein. The transcript has 2 exons. The record is from RefSeq and is a predicted model, not a curated record. Lineage: Eukaryota; Fungi; Ascomycota; Sordariomycetes; Hypocreales; Bionectriaceae. Gene Ontology annotation, molecular function: RNA nuclease activity. The coding region runs from base 1 to 801 and encodes 266 amino acids.
AUGGCGUCCGACACCGCCGUAAAACUGGCGGUUCUCAUCGAUGCCGACAACGCGCGACCUAGCGUGGCCGGCGCUCUCCUCGCCGAAGUCGCCAAGUACGGCACCUCGUUUGUGAGACGGGCAUAUGGCGACUGGACUGGGACCAGUCUGAAGGGCUGGAAAGACCAGCUCCUCUCCCAGUCGAUCCAGCCCGUCCAGCAGUUUGCCUACACCCAUGGCAAGAAUGCGACAGACUCGGCCAUGAUCAUUGACGCCAUGGACCUACUCUAUGCCAACCGCUUUGACGGAUUCUGUCUCGUUUCUAGCGACAGCGACUUCACCCGGCUCGCGGUACGCAUCCGCGAGUCAGGCCUGGUUGUAUAUGGGUUCGGUGAGAAAAAGACGCCGAAACCUUUUGUCUCCGCCUGUGACAAGUUUAUCUAUUUUGAGAACAUCACGCACCACGAGCCGCUUGCCGCACCACAGUUGGACAUGGCCAUGGACAUGCCACUGCACAACCGAGCUUCCUCGACAAAGUUUGACGACAAUACCCCCUUGACGGCCCAGUUACGGAGGGCGGUCGAGGCGGCUUCAGAUGAGGAGGGGUGGGCCAAUCUCGCCAAAGUCGGCGGUCUCAUCACCAAGCAACAACCAGAUUUUGACCCUCGAAGUUUUGGAUAUCUCAAGCUUGGUGACCUGGUCAUUGCCACGCAUCAGUUCGACAUUGACCGUCGUAGUCCCGGAGAGGGGAAACCCGUCGUGGUGUACGCGCGUGACAAGCGUCAGAAGCAUCGUGCGGUCCAUGCGGCGGGUCGGCCAUGA